AAUAAUGGCAUUCGUGACUCUAAGAAGGUACACCACUGUUGACUGUUCCAGACUUCCAGUUGAUUAUUAACUUUCGUGCCGACCUGUACCGACUAGACGUCCGCGAUGAAUAUUAUUCCAAGGUUUGGAAGACACUUUAAAAAUGGAUUGUUCAACAUGUCUAAAAAGUAUACUACCCCAAGUGCCACUCCAUCGAACCCCCCGCCUACAAAUUCAACGCCUUCAUUCAAUUCAAAUGUUAAACUCCCACUUACAAAUACAAGAAAAAUCAUGUGUGUCUGGGCUAAACGAUAUCCGUCACUGAAAGAUGUUCCAGAUCAUGUCACACCUGAAGUAUGGAACAAAGUUCGUUCUGUUGUACGAAUCAAAGUGGCUAACUAUACAAUGCUCUUAAUAAUUUUGGGUUGCAUUGCAAUGGUUAUUACUGGCAAGAGAGCUCGUGACCGCGGUGAGACAAUAAUGCAAAGAAACUUGGAUUGGCAUCAAAAGUACUCAGAAGGAAAAGAAGACUCAAAGAGUAUUGGUGUGUUUGGAAAAUAAUUAGUCUUAAAAAUAUUAAUUUUAUGUAUCCAUAUUAUUUGAUUGUUAAAUUAUGUUUUAUUUCUUUUAAUAGCUAUUAUACAAGUCCAUUUUAAGAAAAAAUGUAUAGUUAUUAGUCGAUGCUUUUUUAUGUGUUCACCAAGUUAAUAAAAUCAUAAAUAUAUUUUUUAAUUAAAAAAAAAAUAAAAUCAUUAAUUUACUUA
Molecule: messenger RNA, 743 nt
Organism: Myzus persicae (green peach aphid)
Lineage: Eukaryota; Metazoa; Arthropoda; Insecta; Hemiptera; Aphididae
Product: UPF0389 protein CG9231
Exons: 3
Coding region: 106-540 (144 amino acids)
Source: RefSeq, a predicted model, not a curated record